Messenger RNA from Knipowitschia caucasica, 1656 nucleotides. The record is from the annotation of a GenBank genome assembly. Lineage: Eukaryota; Metazoa; Chordata; Actinopteri; Gobiiformes; Gobiidae.
AUGUUAUUGAAGCUGAGGAGAACGAGUAAAAACCUCUCCACUCUCUCCCCUCCACUCUCACCUCUCCACUCUCUCCUCUCCACUCUCACCCCUCCACUCUCUCCCCUCCACUCUCUCCCCUCCACUCUCUCCCCUCCACUCUCACCUCUCCACUCUCUCCUCUCCACUCUCACCUCUCCACUCUCACCCCUCCACUCUCUCCCCUCCACUCUCACCCCUCCACUCUCUCCCCUCCACUCUCUCCCCUCCACUCUCACCCCUCCACUCUCUCCUCUCCACUCUCACCUCUCCACUCUCUCCUCUCCACUCUCUCCCCUCCACUCUCACCCCUCCACUCUCUCCCCUCCACUCUCUCCUCUCCACUCUCACCUCUCCACUCUCACCCCUCCACUCUCUCCCCUCCACUCUCACCCCUCCACUCUCUCCUCUCCACUCUCACCUCUCCACUCUCUCCUCUCCACUCUCUCCCCUCCACUCUCUCCUCUCCACUCUCACCUCUCCACUCUCCCCUCUCCACUCUCUCUCCCCUCCACUCUCACCCCUCCACUCUCUCCUCUCCACUCACACCCCUCCACUCUCACCCCUCCACUCUCUCCCCUCCACUCUCACCCCUCCACUCUCACCCCUCCACUCUCCCCUCCACUCUCCCCUCCACUCUCACCCCUCCACUCUCCCCUCCACUCUCCCCUCUCCACUCUCUCCCCUCUCCACUCUCACCCCUCCACUCUCACCCCUCCACUCUCUCCCCUCCACUCUCUCCCCUCCACUCUCCCCUCCACUCUCACCCCUCCACUCUCCACUCUCUCCCCUCUCCACUCUCCCCUCUCCACUCUCUCCCCUCCCCACUCUCUCCCCUCCACUCUCUCCCCUCCACUCUCCCCUCCACUCUCACCCCUCCACUCUCUCCCCUCCACUCUCCCCUCUCCACUCUCUCCCCUCUCCACUCUCCCCUCUCCACUCUCUCCCCUCCCCACUCUCUCCCCUCCACUCUCUCCCCUCCACUCUCCCCUCCACUCUCCCCUCUCCACUCUCUCCCCUCCCCACUCUCUCCCCUCCACUCUCUCCCCUCCACUCUCCCCUCCACUCUCUCCCCUCCACUCUCCCCUCCACUCUCCCCUCCACUCUCUCCCCUCCACUCUCCCCUCCACUCUCUCCCCUCCACUCUCUCCCCUCCACUCUCCCCUCUCCACUCUCUCCCCUCCACUCUCUACCCUCCACUCUCACCCCUCCACUCUCCCCUCCACUCUCACCCCUCCACUCUCACCCCUCCACUCUCACCCCUCCACUCUCCCCUCCACUCUCUGCACUCCACUCUCUGCACUCCACUCUCACCCCUCCACUCUCACCCCUCCACUCUCUCCUCUCCACUCUCACCCCUCCACUCUCUCCCCUCCACUCUCCCCUCUCCACUCUCCCCUCCACUCUCUCCUCUCCACUCUCCCCUCCACACUCUCCCCUCCACUCUCUCCCCUCCACUCUCACCCCUCCACUCUCUCCCCUCCACUCACCCCUCCACUCUCACCCCUCCACUCUCCCCUCUCCACUCUCUCCCCUCCACUCUCUCCCCUCCACUCUCUCCUCCACUCUCCCCUCCACUCUCCCCUCCACUCUCUCCCCUCCACUCUCCCCUCUCCUAUAUUAUUGUUUUGCCUCUAA